AUGAAGUACUCGACCGCCUCCGCCGCUGCCGUCCUCUCCUUCCUCAUCCCCUCCGUCCUCGGCUCGUCUGCGGCCGCGCCCGCACUUCGCCGCACACCCACCCCCGUCACCCGUGACAUCGACGUCGACGUCAACGUGGGUGUCUGUGUCCGCCUCAACGCCGCAUUCGACUUCUCCGCCUCCAUCGGGGGUCUCGGGGCCGGCGCUACCGCCGCUGCCCAGGCGUGUCUCUGUGUCGACACAAACGUCGGCGUCGGAAUCGGAUCAGGCGGUAUCGGCGCCAAUGCAGAUGUAGAUGUGUACGUCCAGCUCGGAGCGGGCGCCGCAGUAGUCGUGGGCGAUGAUGCCAAGAAGAUCAAGAGAGCUAUCAACGGGAACGCCGGCAACAACAACCCCUUCCGCAACCUGAACUUUGGCGGCGCCUGCAACAUCCCCUCCUCCCUCUUCCCCAACUCGGUCCACGACUUCACCUCCGGCUGCUGCGGCCGCCGAUGCAACCCUGGCUUCAUCUACAACCCCGGCAACUUCAUCCACGGUCCAUCGUGCGACGCCUGCCCCGCCAACAAGCCCCAAACACACACCCUCCCUUCCGGCUCCACCAUCUGCGUCGCCGCGUGCCCCGCGCCCAAGGUUCGCCAGCCUGACGGAUCGUGCGCCCUCCCCGCGUGCCCGCCUACUCAGACCCGCCCGACCCCGGAUGGCGACUGCGGCUGCACCGACGCCGAGAUCCUCUGCGGCGGGAUCUGCAAGCCCAAGGCGACCUUCACGUGCCAGAGCGGCGUCCCCGUCCCCAAGACCCGCAAGCGCAGCAGGUACGAGUGCCAGGCUGGCAAGACGUAUUGCCCCAGCGUCACGGGUCUCGGCUGGGAGUGUGUCGACACCAUGAACGACAUUGAGUCUUGCGGUGGUUGCGCAGACCUCAGCAUCCCAUUCGGCCCCGGCGUAGGACAAGACUGCACCGCCAUCGUCGGUACCGACUCGGUCACGUGCAACCGGGGCGAGUGCAAGAUCCAGUCGUGCCAGGCCGGCUGGGCCUUCGCGCAGGACGGCAAGGCGUGUGCUCCUCUUCCACCAUCCCCCGCAUCGAAAAAGAACAAGACCAACCAGCAGCUCGUCAUCAUGCGGUCGUCAUAG
This is a messenger RNA of Dioszegia hungarica, 1134 nucleotides long. RefSeq lists its product as uncharacterized. The transcript is spliced from 3 exons. The record is from RefSeq and is a predicted model, not a curated record. NCBI's taxonomy places the organism in Eukaryota, Fungi, Basidiomycota, Tremellomycetes, Tremellales, Bulleribasidiaceae. The coding region runs from base 1 to 1134 and encodes 377 amino acids.